AUGGUAAAGACAAGGAAUACUAAUUUUGAAGGGCAACAGUCCGAAGAGGAGCACCAGUCCGGGGCCGAGACGGUUGAGGAGACAAACUUGACCGAUAUGGUACGCCAGAUGAAAGAGGAAAUGAUCGCCAUGAAACAGCAUCGAGAGAGAGAUGCCGCCGAGAUGGCCGCAUUGAAAGAAGAGAAUGCUGCUCUAAAAAACCAAUACCGAGACCCCACAUGGAAACCAUCUGAGACGACCCACACUCAGGGAUCGUUCCACUCGCACGGUCAUCACACCUCUAUUCCUCAUACCUCUGUCGCGCCCCCAGACAUCCAUGCUUCGAUCGAAAGACCGGCACAACCAAUGCCGGCCGGGGCACACCGACAUCCAUUUACGCCGAACAUCAUGCAAUCGGCACUUCUUGACCACUGGAAGUCCCUGCCCCUUGACAAAUACGAUGGUACAACCGACCCAGAUGAACAUGUGGAUGUGUUUUUGACACAGGUUACCUUGAGCACCACCGAUGAUGCCGCCCUAUGCCGAAUCUUUCCGACAUCCUUGAAGGGGCGAGCGCUGAGUUGGUUCACUCGGCUCCCAGCCAAUUCUAUCGACUCAUUCGGCACGCUGGCCUCCCAGUUCACAAUCCAGUUCGCCACCAGCCGCCCUCAUCAGUUGACCUCGUUGGCAUUAGUUAGCAUUCGUCAAGAUAGAAAGGAGUCUCUUCGGACGUUCAUGAGCCGAUUCAACAAAGCGGCUCUCGAAAUUCGAGACCUAAACCCUGCUGUGGCUCUACAUCAUCUCACAACCGCUCUAAAACCGGGUCCCUUUGCCAACAGCAUCUGCAAAAAACCACCAACCGAUAUGGAUGACUUGCGGCGACGAGCCGAUAAAUACAUGCAAAUGGAAGAAUUAGCAGAGUUCCACAAUCAAGCCAGAACGGAGACAGCCGCUAAGUCGGAAAAGCCGACUGAAAACAAUUUUCGGAGCCGUCCGAAAGAAUUAGCAUCCCGCGAGAGGCCCCCUCGCGGCCCAAGGUAUUCACAAUACACCCCGCUCAAUACCAGUCGGUCGGCAGUGCUAGAGCAAGCGUUGACCUCGGAGGUCCUGGCCGUUCCGAAACGAGCUUCGACCCCUCCUAGGGCCGAUACAACGAAGUCCUGCAGAUAUCACCGUAAUCGAGGACAUUCAACAGAAGAAUGUGCGGCCUUGAAGGAUAAGAUAGAAGAUCUGAUCAAACAAGGACAUUUGCAAGGUUUCGUCGACCAUUCGAACUCAUCCCGAAACACCCACCGAUCGCGACGGGACGAUCGGGGUGAACAAAGAACAGAAAGUCGUUCGUAUCGAGAACGCAAGCGGUCUAGAGAAAGGCGAGAAGAGCCUUCAACGCAGCCUCGCCGGGUCAUCAACACCAUUGCCGGCGGCUUCGCUGGCGGCGGAUCGUCUUCGUCCGCGCAGCGUAGACACUUACGGGCCGUUCGGCAUGUGCAUGCCGUCGAAACUGUUCGUCGCCGCCUACCCACCAUAACUUUCACCGAGGCCGACUUCAAAGGUAUCGACCCAUACCAGGAUGAUCCUAUGGUAAUUAGCGUUGAAAUUCACAACUGCAUUGUGCGCAAUACAUUGGUAGAUCAAGGGAGCUCUGCUGAUAUCCUUUAUUGGAACACGUUCAAACAAUUGGGUAUCCCAGAAGCCGAAUUAAUUCCCUACGAUGAAGGAACCGAAUACAGAGACGUUUCGUUCAAAUAUGUGGUGGUUCAUGCCAACACGUCCUAUAACAUUUUGCUCGGUCGACCGUCCUUAAAUCGGCUCGGUGCAAUCGUCUCCACUCCGCACCUGGCUAUGAAGUUCCUGGCUGACUCAGGACGAGUAAUCACGGUUCACGCUGAUCAAAAAACCGCACGAGAAUGCUACUUUGCUAGUUUACGAUUACCGAAAAUGAAGCCCGAAGCAACAAAGAAAACAGGGGUACAUUCGGUAUCACAGCAGUCGGCCUUAGACCUCGACCCCCGGAUUGAUCAAGAAGAGAGGGUCGAGCCUAUUGAAGACAAGCAACCCAUCCAGGUGGGGGUGUCCGGAACUCAAGUCACCUACUUCGGGACCAAUUUAUCCGAACAAGAGUCCCUAGCCCUUAAACAAGUGGUCCUUGAAAACAGUGACUUAUUCGCCUGGUAUCCGUCUGAUAUGCCCGGCAUCGACCCCAACUUUAUUUGCCACAAGUUAUCAGUAAGCAAGCAGGCAAGACCGAUCGCUCAACGGCGUCGGAAGGCCGGAGAGGAAAGGAAAGCGGCGAUCGAAACUAAGGUGGGAAAGCUAUUAGAUGCUCGGUUCAUCCGAGAAGUACAUUACACAACAUGGUUGGCCAAUGUAGUCAUGGUCAAGAAACCGAACGGGAAAUGGCGCAUGUGCACCGACUACACCAACUUGAACAAGGCAUGCCCUAAGGAUGCAUAUCCAUUGCCCAACAUUGACCGACUUGUAGAUGGGGCAUCCGGCCACAGAUUUUUAUCCUUCCUUGAUGCAUACUCAGGAUAUAAUCAGAUCCGUAUGCACCCUCAAGACGAAGAGAAGACAACGUUCAUUACUGAAACGGCAAACUACUGCUACCGGGUAAUGUCGUUCGGCUUAAAAAACGCCGGAGCCACAUAUCAGCGAUUAAUGAAUAAAAUUUUUCAUGAUCAAAUUGGCCGAAGCAUGGAGGUGUACGUUGAUGACAUGGUGGUGAAGUCAAGUACAGUGUCGACACAUGCACAAGAUUUGACUGAGGUAUUUCAGGCGCUUCGACAUCACCAAAUGAGACUCAACCCCGAGAAAUGUGUGUUCGGAGUCUCGGGCGGUAAAUUUUUAGGAUUCAUGCUGUCCAGCCGAGGCAUUGAGGCAAAUCCUGACAAGUGUCAGGCCAUCCUAGACAUGAAAAGUCCAAGUACUCUGAAGGAGGUUCAAAAGUUAGCAGGCCGACUCACCUCCCUCUCUCGGUUCCUUCCUUGCCUGGCCGAGAUAGCUAGGCCUAUCCUUCUUCUACUGAAGAAAGCUGAACGGUUCAAAUGGACCCCGGAGUGUGAGGCAUCGUUCCAACAGUUCAAGGAGCACCUGGGCGCACCUCCAAUCCUUUCCAAACCAGUCGCCGACGUCGACAUGAUUGUGUAUUUAGCCGUUUCUAACACAUCAAUCAGUGUCGUCCUGAUUCAGGAAAAACAAGGCGAACAACAGCUGGUGUAUUUCAUCAGUCGUACUUUGCAAGAUGCCGAACGACGCUACCAGCUGAUAGAAAAAGUAGCCUUAGGGCUCAUCUACACCGCCCGCCGACUCAGGCAGUACUUCCAAAGCCACAAGAUAAUUGUCCGAACCGACUGUCCAAUUGCCAAAGUCUUGAGGAAACCUGAGAUUUCCGGCCGGAUGAUGGCAUGGUCAGUUGAGCUCUCAGAGUUUGACGUAACUUUUGAGCCGAGAGGCCCCAUUAAGUCACAACAUUUAGCCGACUUCAUCAACGAGCUCACUCCUUCGGGCCGUUUCAAAGACGAGUCAUGGACCAUGCAUGUUGAUGGGUCCUCUAACGCUCAAGGAAGUGGGGCAGGUAUAAUUCUAGCUAGUCCCUCGGGCAUCACUGUAGAGCAAUCUCUGCGUUUCGGCUUCCGAGCCUCUAAUAAUCAAGCGGAGUAUGAAGCCUUGCUAGCGGGAAUGCGGUUGGCAACCGAGAUGGGUGUGAAAAAAGUCAUAUGUUGGACUGACUCGAAGAUUGUGACCGAACAGGUCAACGACAACUUCCAGGUCAAGGAUCCUAACUUGUUGCAAUACUACCACCUCUUCCAAAAGCACAGGGACGAGUUCAUUGAGGUUCAGGUACGGCACGUCCCACGAUGUAACAAUGAACGAGCUGAUCAGUUAGCCCGGCUCGCCAGCAGCCGGAAGCCCGGACAGUUGCGCACAACCAUUCACCUAGAGAUUCCCUCCCCGAGUGUAACGGCCGAGUGCAUGUCAACCGAAGUCGAAGCGCCGACCUGGAUGACCGCCAUUCGAAAUUUUAUUGUCCGAGACGAAUUACCAGCCGAUCCGAUGGAAGCCAAGAAAUUACGAACUCAAGCGGUGCGGUACUCCAUGGUAGCCGAAGUGCUCUAUCGGCGGGGAUUCUCCCCCCCACUCCUAAGGUGCAUUGACAACCUAAAAGCCGAUUAUGUGAUACGGGAAAUUCACGAAGGCAUUUGCGGAUCUCACUCGGGGGGGCGAACCCUGGCGGCUAAAGUAUUGCAAGCCGGUUAUUAUUGGCCAACUCUAAAGGGAGACUGCGCCGAGUUUGUCAAAAAGUGCGUUCAAUGUCAAAGACAUGGGAAUCUCAUCCAUGCCUCGGCUGCCGAACUGCAUAGCAUCAGUUCUCCAUGGCCGUUCGCUUUAUGGGGUAUCGAUGUGCUUGGACCAUUCCCUAUGGCAAAAGGGCAAGUUAAGUUUCUCCUGGUUGCAGUAGAUUAUUUUACAAAAUGGAUAGAAGCCGAACCACUCGCUUGCAUUUCCGCAGCGAGUGUCCAGAAGUUUGUUUGGAAAAAUCUGGUUACCCGCUUCGACAUUCCCUAUGCCAUCGUCUCGGACAACGGCCUUCAAUUUACUGACAAGAAGUUCAACACCUUCCUUGAAAAUCUCGGUAUUCGUCACCGGUUCACAUCAGUCGAGCAUCCCCAAUCAAACGGCCAGGCCGAAGCAGCGAACAAAGUUAUCCUCAUAGAGCUCAAGAAACGACUUGGUUCGGCUAAAGGUGCAUGGGCUGAAGAGUUACCGGAAGUUCUUUGGGCAUACCGGUGUACACCACAAUCAACAACCAAGGAGACACCCUUUCGACUAACAUACGGCGCAGAUGCAAUGAUUCCGGUUGAAGUCGGGGAACCUUCGUUUCGAAGACAACACUUCCAUGAAGAAUCUAACGAUGAUUCACUCCGAGCCGAACUCGAUGUCCUUGAUGAAGUGCGCGAAAGGGCACAAAUUGUAGCCGAGGCCUGCAAGCAACGCAUGAGUAGACGCUUUAAUUCUAAUCUAAAGCCAAGAACAUUUCAGGAAGGCGAUCUGGUAUGGCGAGCAACCGGGUCGGCCAGGCGCAAUACUUCCGAGGGCAAGUUCUCAGCUAAUUGGGACGGACCGUUUCGCAUACGGCAUGCACUUAACAAUGGGGCGUACAAGUUGGAAGAACUAUCGGGCAAGGUCAUUCCGAGGACUUGGAAUUCCACACAUCUGAAGACAUAUUAUAGUUAA
This is a messenger RNA of Cajanus cajan (pigeon pea), 5214 nucleotides long. RefSeq lists its product as uncharacterized. Gene Ontology annotation, biological process: DNA integration. Gene Ontology annotation, molecular function: RNA-DNA hybrid ribonuclease activity; nucleic acid binding. Lineage: Eukaryota; Viridiplantae; Streptophyta; Magnoliopsida; Fabales; Fabaceae. The record is from RefSeq and is a predicted model, not a curated record.